Molecule: messenger RNA, 2986 nt
Organism: Otolemur garnettii (small-eared galago)
Lineage: Eukaryota; Metazoa; Chordata; Mammalia; Primates; Galagidae
Gene: EGR2
Product: early growth response 2
Exons: 2
Coding region: 360-1781 (473 amino acids)
Biological process (GO): regulation of transcription by RNA polymerase II
Molecular function (GO): RNA polymerase II cis-regulatory region sequence-specific DNA binding; DNA-binding transcription factor activity, RNA polymerase II-specific
Source: RefSeq, a predicted model, not a curated record
AACACUUUCCGUCUAACUGAGGGAGCAGCAAUUGAUUAAUAGCUCGGCAAGGGGACACACUGACUGUUAUAAUAACACUACACCAGCAACUCCUGGCUUCCCAACAGCCGGAACACAGGAGAGAGUCAGUGGCAAAUAGACAUUUGUCUUCUUUCUUAAAAAAAAAAUCAAGCAACUUGUUUGCUAGUUUUAUUUCUGUUGGGAUUUUUUGUUUAAUUUUUCUUUUUUUGGUGGUUGUUUUUAAUUGUGGAGGGCGAAAGGAGAUACGAAUCCAGGCUCAGUCCAACUCCUCUCCAAAACGGCUUCUCAGACACUCCAGGUAGCGAGGGAGUUGGGUCUCCAGGUUGUGCGAGGAGCAAAUGAUGACCGCCAAGGCCGUAGACAAAAUCCCAGUAACUCUCAGUGGUUUUGUGCACCAGCUGUCUGACAACAUCUACCCGGUGGAGGACCUCGCCGCCACGUCGGUGACCAUCUUUCCCAAUGCUGAACUGGGAGGUCCCUUUGACCAGAUGAACGGAGUGGCCGGAGAUGGCAUGAUCAACAUUGACAUGACUGGAGAGAAGAGGUCCUUGGAUCUCUCAUAUCCCAGUGGCUUUGCUCCUGUCCCUGCACCCAGGAACCAGACCUUCACUUACAUGGGCAAGUUCUCCAUCGAUCCCCAGUACCCUGGUGCCAGCUGCUAUCCAGAAGGCAUCAUCAAUAUUGUGAGCGCAGGCAUCUUGCAAGGGGUCACCUCUCCAGCUUCGACCACAGCCUCAUCCAGUGUCACCUCUGCCUCACCCAACCCACUGGCCACAGGACCCCUGGGUGUGUGCACCAUGUCCCAGACCCAGCCUGACCUGGACCACCACCUCUACUCUCCACCACCGCCUCCUCCUCCUUAUUCUGGCUGUGCAGGCGACCUCUACCAGGACCCCACUGCGUUCCUGCCAUCUACCACUUCCACCUCUUCCUCUCUGGCCUACCCACCACCUCCUUCCUAUCCGUCCCCGAAGCCAGCCACGGACCCUGGUCUCUUCCCCAUGAUCCCAGAUUAUCCUGGAUUUUUUCCAUCUCAGUGCCAGAGAGACCUACAUGGUACGGCUGGCCCAGACCGCAAGCCCUUUCCCUGCCCCCUGGACACCCUUCGGGUCCCCCCUCCACUCACUCCACUGUCUACCAUUCGUAACUUUACCCUGGGGGGCCCCAGUGCCGGGGUCACAGGCCCAGGGGCCAGUGGAGGCAGUGAGGGACCCCGGCUGCCUGGCAGCAGCUCAGCAGCGGCCACUGCUGCAGCCUAUAACCCACACCACCUGCCACUGAGGCCCAUUCUGAGGCCUCGCAAGUACCCCAACAGACCUAGCAAGACGCCAGUGCACGAGAGGCCCUACCCCUGCCCAGCAGAAGGCUGUGACCGGCGGUUCUCCCGCUCCGACGAGCUGACUCGGCACAUCCGAAUCCACACCGGGCACAAGCCCUUCCAGUGUCGGAUUUGCAUGCGCAACUUCAGCCGCAGUGACCACCUUACCACCCACAUCCGUACCCACACCGGUGAGAAGCCCUUUGCCUGUGACUACUGUGGCCGAAAGUUUGCCCGGAGUGACGAGAGAAAGCGCCACACUAAGAUCCACCUGAGACAGAAGGAGCGGAAGAGCAGUGGCCCCUCCACGUCGGUGCCGGCCCCUGCCACGGCCCCCUGCACUGGGGGCACACAGGCUGGAGGCGCCCUAUGCAGCAGCAACAGCAGCACUAUUGGCGGAGGGCCACUGGCCCCUUGCUCCUCGAGGACCCGGACACCUUGAGACGAGACUCAGGCUGACUCACCAGCUCCUUGAGGCCGGGAGGCCCUUUGUCCACUCGAACUGCAGGACAAACACUACCACCCUUCCCUGCCCCUCCUUCCCUUUGUUGGGCAGAGAGCUUUGGUGGUGCCCAGCACUACCCCACUGUCCACUUAGAAGCAAGUCCUUCCUAAAACCUGGCCCAUUUUAGUCUCUCUUAGGUGAGUGGACUAUCACCCCAAGGCAAUGGGGAGGUCAGAGGGGGCUGGGAGGGCCUGGCCAACAGGAAUGAGGUCCCACCCUGCUUCAAAGGGUUGUUUGACUAGGUUGCUCCCCUUCCCCUUAUUUCAACCCAUUACAGGUUUUUGACCCCGGAUGCCAGAGUUGAUCUAAGACUUUUUCAGCAGUAGGUUGGGAGAUGCUGAUUCCUUCAAGCAGGGACAGCAAAAAGACAUGCAAAACUGAUAUGCACUUUACGGCUUGGGACUGAUUUGGGGGAUGCUGUACAAUAAGUGAAGCAUGGCCUUUAUGCUGCAUUCCAUGGCCCUAGAACAAUGAAUCAAAGCUUAUCUAGUCGUCUCAACCCUUUAAGCAAUAUGUAUUAUAAACUCAGAGAACAGAAGUGCAAUGUGUUGGGAGAGACAUAGCAAUAUCUGCUCCUUUAUGAGUUGAGAAAUGUAGACUAUUUUUUCAGUGUAUAUCCACUCAUAUUUUGUGUAUUUUUGAUGUACACUGUUCUCCAAGUUCAGAACCUUUGGGAAAAAAUUUAGAGCAUUUAUGAUCUCUUGAAAUGGGUCAGAGAUUAACUUAUUUAAGAGGGAUGUAUAUAUAUAUUCUCUGAAACUAGGAUGCAUGCAAUUGUGUUGGAAGUGUCCUUGGUGCCUUGUGUGAUGUAGACAAUGUGACAGGGUCUGCAUGUAAAUGGAUUGCCUUACUAUGGAAAAAAAUAAUUACGCCCUGGGUUUAGUAUGGCUGUAUAUUUCUGCUUAUUAAUAUUUGGAAUUUUUUUUAGAAAGUAUAUUUUUGUAUGCUCUGUUUUGUGACUUAAAAGUGUUACCUUUGUAGUUAAACUUCUGAUAAGAAUGUACAUAAUGUUACUGGAGCUGAUUUGUUUGGUUAUUAGCUCUUAAUAGUUGUGGAAAAAUAAAUGAUCUAACAUAAAACCACUAACUGAAGUUCAGAUAAUGGUUUAUGACUAUAGUGUAAAUAAAUACUUUUCAACAAUA